UCUUGGGCUUGUUUAGCACCGCAUACACAACCAGAAACUUCUGACCAACUCAUGCCAGCGAGUUGCCCACGUCGAUCAUCACUGCGGGGGUUGGAGGACGAGAUCGGACCAAACUCUCGACAACUCAUCGAAAUGCCGUCUUUCCCCCUCGACCAGUUUGUCGACCUGGAAGAGAUGAUGUGCAAGCAAUUACUGAACCUUGACUUGAGGGAGCAGAACAGACCACCACCACCAUCAUCCCUCAGUCUGGGAAUGAGACCACCAGGUUGUAUUGGUCAGCCUCGUAGCAACUCAUCGUUCUCCCUUUCGUCUCUCUCCUGCCUCCCCUCUGAUCCUUCAGAUAGUUCCUUUCUGACCUCCAGCCAAUGGGGGCAGCAGCCAGAAAGCCCUCUGCCCGCCCAGCUUACUAAUUCCACCCAGUGGGGAAAGUCGGGCUUCCUUGCCCAGCGCUCCCUCAGCAUGGUAGAGACCAGCAGCACCACAACGACAGCAAGUCUUGGCUGGCCGGGGACUGACAUAACGCAUUCCCAAAGUGACCUCAGCCCUACUGGACUGAACUCUAGCUCCUCUUCCACCUCGCCCGUUUCCUGUUCCUCAACCCGCUACAAGACUGAACUGUGUCGAUCCUUCAGUGAGAGCGGCUUGUGCAAGUACGGCGGGAAGUGCCAGUUUGCCCACGGGCUGGAUGAGCUGCGGGAUCUCAACAGGCAUCCCAAAUACAAAACGGAGCCGUGCCGUACGUUUCACACCAUCGGCUUCUGCCCCUACGGGAUCCGCUGCCACUUUGUCCACAACAACGAGGAGGAAAUGAAACAUUCCCUCUCUCGCUCCUCCUCGUCCUCUUCCUGCUCUUCCUCAAGCAUUUCCCAGCAGCCACCUUCCUCCUUCCGCCCGCACAGACCUCCUCUCGUCAGACAGAGCUUCAGCUUCGCCGGGUUUCCCUCUGCUCCCCAGCAAGCCCUUCAGCCGGCCCUUCCUGCUCGCCCUCCUGCCACUGCUUCUUUCACUCGAGCUCCAUCGGCCUCUCCUCCUUCCUGCGCUGACAUUACCGACCUACUUUCUCAUGCCUUCCUGGAGAUGGACUCUGCCUUUGAGGCCUCCCCAGUCCACCAGCACCAGCUCCCCAUGGGCCAGGCCACUGCAGCGGAUCCCCGGUCUCCGUUCCUGCCUUCCCCGGACUCCGGCUGUUCUCCAAGCGGGAUGUCUCCGACCGCCUCCCCUUCUCUGAGGCAGAGUCCCAACGCUACCGGGGUCUUCCCAGGGCCGCUGGGUGCACGAUCCCUGUCCUACACCUCUCUGUCAGACCAGGACCAGGAUGGAAGCAGCUCUGCUAGCUCGCUCAGUGGCUCUGAAUCCUGCGGAGGCUUGAAUGAUGCCAACGGCAGACGUCUGGCUGUAUUCAGUCAGCUCUCUGUUCCCGAUGAUGCUACUGGGUUCUGCCUUUAGGCUGCAGUGUGCUUUGAACACAAACAUACAUUUAUAUAUAUAUACAACAUAAUAUAUGCUGUACGCACAUAUAUCCACCUUCAAGCAUGCACAAUGCACACACACUAGAGCCCUAUAAAUGCGCACACACACACACACACACACACACACACACACACACACACACACACACACUGCACUAACACCACAGACGUUCUUUGCUCCUGUGUGACAUCAAAGGAAACAAAGACUUAUUGACUGAAUCGGAAAGCACAGAGAGAUUCGCCUAUUCGAUUUAUGUGGUUUAAAUCUCACUGUCACAUGCCUAAGGGAAGCGUCAGUGAAGAAGCCAAAAUGUGUGUUGCCACCAAAAUGGAGUGUAUAUCAAGACAGAAGUUUGAAAGUGCCGGAGGCGAUUAAUGCUUAACCAAAAUAAUAUGUUAAGAUGGCAAAUUGCGACAACGAUUUUGUAAUCACAGUGUGAUUGGCCAUGUUGCCACCUGUGGGUGAGUCCAACCACACCAUUUAUGUUACCUUUUUACCAACAUCUGAGUGAUCAAAGGAAUGUGACAAAGCCAAAGACAUCUUUGUAGCUCAAACGUUUCGAUUAUGGUAGUACAAACGCACUAUGUUAACCAUACACAGUAUUGUGUUUAUAAGCUGUUGAAACUGUUGUUUUUCCUCAUAAAUACAGUCUGAGGUUAUGUUUAGAUCACUGGCCUUGAAACCCGAAUGUUACGUUUUUAAACAACUCAAGUGCCUGUUGCGUUAUUUACCAGGUCAUGUGUUUAAACAAUAUUUGCUGGUUCGUUAGGAGAGAUGUUUGGAUGGGGUGCAGGUCUCUUUAUUUUGUCUAAUAAGCUAGAGUUCAAGUCUCUGUGUUGUUAAGAUGACUACAAGUGUUCUUUUGUGUCAUGUGCUUUAUUGAUUAGCUGCCACCGGUGAAAUGUCAAAUGACCAAAUAUAACCUGCCUUACAGGGGGGAGGAGGGGUGUUCAGUUUGAGCUUAACUAAAAAGCCAAGUGGGCUUGAUCAUACGUUCACAAAUCCCAUGUUCAUGACAUAUCAUUGACUGCAUGAGUUGCCAACUGAAAAAGCAGGGCAUGGGUAUUAGUUUGGCUUUGAUAUGCAAAUUGUGCCAGCCAAAAUGGCCAGCAGUGCAGAAACUCCAUCAAUAUUGAGAGUCAAAGAUGGGCCAAAAACAAAUGAGAUGCCAUCACAUUAUUCUGCAUCUUAAUUUGUGUAAACUGAUAUGAUCUGAAAUUGACUUUUGUUAGGCACUUGGCAUAGAAGGACAUUUUUAUCAAGUCAUGUGACUCUUUCGUGUCCUGUUUUACCUCUGGCAUUUUCCCCUAAAUACUUUGUGGCGCUAAUAUGUAUUUUAGAUUAUCUUAAACACAACAUUCCCAGGAGCGUUUCUUUCCCCUCCUUUGUCCACAGGCAGCACUGGUGUUACAUUUUUGAUAAAUAUUCAUGUUUUUGUGACUCGGCACACCAUAUUUUUCAUCUCUCCGUCAAUAUUAAUUCUUCCUGUUAUGGCUUUGUACUGUUAAGAAUGUGUAGCGUUCCCGGUCACAUGUAUGUGAACUGUGGGUCUGUUGCCUUAUCGAGCUAGAUCCAGCAUGUUGUAGGGUUAGGGUAUGUAAGCUUAGUGUUAUAGAAAUGUUACUUGUGUGUUUAUGAUGUAGUUGGUUAGAAGAACAGACACUGUGCUGUUACUGGUCUAUUUAAAAUCGCCUUUUCAUCAACAUGUUUGAGGCCUGUUUAGUGUUAAAGGUGAUAAACUUUAGUAAAUUAAUUUCUUUAAUUUAUUUUAACAUAUUUAUAGAGGACUUUGAGUUGGUGAUGCUUGUAUCAAGUUUAAUAUAUUUGGUUUCUCUUUUUUUUUUGCUUUUUUUGU
Molecule: messenger RNA, 3325 nt
Organism: Anoplopoma fimbria (sablefish)
Lineage: Eukaryota; Metazoa; Chordata; Actinopteri; Perciformes; Anoplopomatidae
Exons: 2
Coding region: 52-1446 (464 amino acids)
Molecular function (GO): metal ion binding; mRNA binding
Source: RefSeq, a predicted model, not a curated record